AUGUACUCGUCGAAACCCGUGACCCAUGUCAGACGGAUGCUUUUGCAUCGGGUCCUUCAGUGCCGACGGAAGAGGUCGUCGGCGGUGGCAGCGGCAUCGAACGUAAAGGUCGUAAACGACGUGCGCCACGUCCGGGGCGAGUACGGCUGCGUGACCGACGCCGACGUCCGUCACUUCCGGUCGCUGCUGGGCGAACCGAACGUGCUGACCGGCGCCGAAAACGUCGGGCCGUACAACGUGGACUACAUGAAACACGCGUCGGGCGAUAGCGGACUGGUGUUAAGACCGAAAACCGCAGAAGACGUGUCGGACAUACUGAAGUACUGUAACGACAGGAGCAUUGCGGUGUGCCCACAGGCGGGCAACACGAGCGUGUCGAGCGGUAGCGUGGCGCUAUUCGAUGAGGUGGUCUUAUCCACCGAGCGGAUGAACAAUAUAAUUAAUUUCGAUCCUGUGUCCGGGGUGUUGGUUUGCGAGGCGGGAUGCGUGCUCGACUCGUUGAUGAAGUACGUGGAUGGCCACGGGUACAUGAUGCCUUUGGACUUGGGGUCGAAGGGCAGUUGUCAGAUCGGCGGCAACGUGUCGACCAACGCCGGCGGCAUACGCGUCAUACGUUACGGCACGCUGCAGGGGUGCGUCUUGGGCCUAGAAGCCGUCACCGCAGAUGGUACGAUUUUGGACUGUUUAAAUACAAUGCGAAAAGACAACACGGGAUACCAUUUGAAGCAUUUAUUCAUUGGUUCAGAAGGCACGUUGGGAAUUGUCACCAAAGUGGCGAUAUUGUGUCCAAAUCUCCCGAAGCACGUAAACGUGGCAUUUAUCGGAUUGGACAGUUACGAUAAAGUGCUCAAAUUGUUUUCCAUUGCUCGUGCCGAGUUCGGAGAAACCCUGUCGUCAUUCGAACUCCUGGACAACACGGCUGUGACGUACGUGGAAAGUAAACUUAAUUUCCUGUGUCCGAUCACCAAUGUCCAUCCGUUCUAUGUACUCAUCGAACUCGCUUCAAGUCAACCGACUGUCGGCCAACACAUGGAAAAUGUCCUAGAAAAAGCUCUAGGUGAGUCGGUGAUCUCCGAUGCAACAACGACCGAUCAGAUGUCCAGCAUACACAAAAUAUGGAAAGUUCGUGAAACAGUAAUUGAAGCAUUAUUAAAGUUGGGCUACGUGUACAGCUUCGAUAUAUCGUUACCUCUGAGCCGAUUUUAUGAAAUUGUUGAGCUAACCCGGGAAAAACUUAAGGACUUUGCAGAUGUCAAAGCCGUUUGUGGAUUUGGUCACAUAGGCGACGGCAAUUUGCAUCUAAACGUGGUAACAUCGCAACGAAACGAAGAACUGGCUCGCAUGAUCGAGCCUUUCAUUUACAGGUGGACUUCCAAGUACCGCGGAAGCGUCAGCGCCGAGCACGGGAUCGGUUUGUCAAAAACGCAAUACCUGGAGCAUACGAAGAGUAAGGCGGCCAUCGACCUUAUGCGGAGUCUGAAAAAUACCAUGGACCCAAAGUGUAUAUUGAACCCUUACAAAGUGAUCCCGGCCGUGGCGGCCAGCGAUCAGUAA
This is a messenger RNA of Macrosiphum euphorbiae (potato aphid), 1554 nucleotides long. The record is from the annotation of a GenBank genome assembly. NCBI's taxonomy places the organism in Eukaryota, Metazoa, Arthropoda, Insecta, Hemiptera, Aphididae.